AGCAUCCCAAUCCUCAUCUGGAUCGGGGUGCCGAGGGCUAAAACUCUUGAAAAUUAAGUGUUAAGUGCAAUUCAAUGCCAGUGGCAAAUGUUCAAUUACUGCAGGAUGAUUUUCUAGUUUUUUCAGCAUAAGCUGCAAUGAUCUCGCCGGAACAAGAAGAGGUCAAUAUGGUCCUGGAUCGCCAUGUGCGCCAGAAUAUCCAGGACAUGAUGCACGAGGCUCAUGUGCAGGCGAGCUUGCUAGAGAGCGAAGCUGCAGGUCGCGACCGCUUUCAUUCCGACUCCAGCUUAGAUCAGGAUUCCCUUCACGCCGACGACUCCAUGGCCGUCAUAUGUGACACCCUGUCCGCCGAUGGCAUCGUCGAGGAGGACCUGACCCACGAACAGGGCGGUGUCGAUGGCAGCCAGGUGCAAAACUACCAUGACAUGAUGGUGGACACGGACCAUCACAUCGACAUCAAUGGAUCGUUGCGCAAGCGCCGUGGAAAUCUACCCAAGCACUCGGUUAAGAUCUUGAAGCGUUGGCUCUACGAGCACCGCUACAACGCGUAUCCCAGCGAUGCAGAGAAGUUUACACUCUCCCAGGAGGCGAAUUUGACGGUGCUUCAGGUGUGCAACUGGUUUAUCAAUGCACGUCGCCGCAUUCUGCCCGAGAUGAUUAGACGCGAGGGUAACGAUCCAUUGCAUUUCACGAUAUCGCGACGUGGCAAGAAGGUCAGCCCGAACUCCUCGGGAUCAAGCUCGGGAGCGUUGGGCCUGAACUUGGCUGGGACCCCAAAUCCUAUACAUGGUAGUCCCGCAUCCGAAGUGGUCGUUGGCGCCACUGAAGAGGUAGAUGGCGCCGGGGAGGUCCACGAGGGCAUCGCCAAUGUCCUGACCAACUUCGAACAGUAUGUGCAGGGCCCCAACGGGCAAAUGGUCAAGAUGGAGCCAGAGUACGAGGACAGCGUUAUCUACAGUUGGCAGCAGGCCAUUGCAAAUAAUCCGAUGGGCUUCCAAAGUCUUCACUCCUCGCUGCAAGCAACCAUGAUAGAUAAAAUCCAGAACUACCAGAUGCGGAAGGCGGCGGCCAUCGGGGGUUCGGCCAAACCUAGCACCGCUGGGAGCUCCAGUUCCAGCUCCAAUACCGCUACCUCCAUACUGCCGUAUGGCCUGUUUGGUCAACUGCCGCCAGAAUUCGAUGACGAGGAGAAACCAAAUCCGCCGAAGCGCGGAAGAAAGAGGCAGUCCGCUGGAAGGCAGGGAGAGAAGAGCAAGCAAGCGAAGCCGCAGACCGAGAAUCAAGCGGAGGAGACGGUGAUCUGCUAUCAGGAUGAAUUUGGCAGCUUCGUGGUGGCCCCUAGGUCCGAGGGCGAGGAGAGCGGCCAGGGAUACGAGUCCUGUGAGCAGCACAGCGAGGAGGAGGUGCGCUUCGAGACUUCCGAUGAUUGGCAGAGCGUGAUGAAGACCGUUUUCAGCACUGAGGAAGUUACCACAUCAGCUGGCAACAAUCCUAGUACUUCUGGCUCUAAGGGAUCUGCUAAGAAUGCCGCCUUUUGGAAUUCUAACCAGCAGAUGGUCAAGCGUGAAGGUGCGGUAUUUUCGCAACAACAAUUGGCAGCUCCAAGUAAUGAGCUGGAGCAGCCCUCGGAUUUUGAGACCAUGUUGCCGACUAGCUCCAAUCAACAGGAAAUUGGUGAUAAUCUGCAGGCUGACGAUGUGUUUGCCAGCACCGAGGCGGAAGCUGUGCAGAAUCAGACUUCGCCGCCGCCAUCACAAACCUCCAGUCGAGAGGAGCGUGACCAGUACAAGUGUCUCUAUUAUCUAGUGGAGACUGCUAUGGCCGUGCGCCAGACUGACGACGUCCAGGACGAGGAGUUUGUCUACAUGGGCGACUAGAGCCCCAAAACUAACUAGCCAUGCAAUAGAUCUCGACGAUCCGUUGUACAGAAGCGUGUAUAUAUUUUAGUAACCGCAGUUUCUGCGGAUACUAGAGCCCUAACCUUUGUUAUUAUGUUGAUUGAGUAGGCUACUAACUUAAUGUACAAAUCAUUAGAUCAAUUCACAAUUCAAUCACCCAGUCAAAUACGCAUAUCCGCCGAGUCAAUUCAUGAACAAAUCGGCCCAGUUCUGAACGAAAAUCAAGAGUUGGGCAUGAUUCUUUCAAACUAAAUACGAUUGUGUAUAUUACUGGUAUUAAAAUAAACCAAAAACCUGUGCAUUUGCAAUACACCACAAACUCA
Molecule: messenger RNA, 2221 nt
Organism: Drosophila suzukii
Lineage: Eukaryota; Metazoa; Arthropoda; Insecta; Diptera; Drosophilidae
Biological process (GO): regulation of transcription by RNA polymerase II
Molecular function (GO): RNA polymerase II cis-regulatory region sequence-specific DNA binding
Source: RefSeq, a predicted model, not a curated record